GCUCCGAGCUUGAAAAAGGAUUGAUCAAGAUGGAAAUGGAGUCAUGUGUUCCUCCAGGAUUUAGAUUUCAUCCAACAGAGGAAGAACUUGUUGGAUACUACCUCAAGAGAAAGAUUAACUCACUCAAGAUUGAUCUUGAUGUCAUCACUGAUAUUGAUCUUUAUAGAAUGGAGCCAUGGGACAUCCAAGAUAGGUGUAAACUGGGAUAUGAAGAACAAAGUGAAUGGUAUUUUUUCAGUCACAAGGACAGGAAAUAUCCUACUGGAACUCGAACGAAUCGCGCGACAGGGACCGGAUUCUGGAAGGCAACAGGAAGAGAUAAAGCAGUGUUAUCAAAGGAGAAGAUAAUAGGGAUGAGAAAAACACUUGUUUUCUAUAGAGGAAGAGCUCCUAAUGGAAGGAAAAGUGAUUGGAUCAUGCAUGAAUAUCGUCUACAAACUUCUCAGCAUGGACCUCCUCAGGAAGAAGGAUGGGUAGUAUGUAGGGCAUUCAAGAAGCCAAGUCCAUCAAACAACAAUAUUGCUUACAAUUAUUAUAUGAGAGGAGCCAACACAAGUUACUCAACUAGACCACCUCCCUCCCUUUCACAAAUGCCAAGUUAUAAUAUUAAUAUUAAUCCUCUAAACCAAACAUCAAAUUUCAAUCAUCAAUUCCCUUUUAAUCAUCAAAUCUCAAGCCAAAAUAAUAUUGGCUAUGAAAACAAUCAACUAGUAAUGCAUGAACUCCCACAACUUGAUAGCCCUACCAUUUCAACAAGUUUGGCUACAAAUGAUCAUCAAGGCCAAAAUUCCAUGAACAACAACAACAAUGAAGAUCAAUUUUGUGAUGAGUGGAAUAUAGAUGACAAGUUAUUUGCGCCACAAGUCAUCAUGAAUAUGGAGGCACCAUCUUCUUCUUCUUAUUCUUACCCUAAUUUUCCGUUAGACGACGAUGAUCAAAAUCAUAUGAGCCAAUUGCUACAAUGUUACCCUGAUUUAUAG
Messenger RNA from Solanum verrucosum, 980 nucleotides. RefSeq names its product NAC domain-containing protein 30-like. The coding region runs from base 30 to 980 and encodes 316 amino acids. Gene Ontology annotation, molecular function: DNA binding. The transcript has 4 exons. Gene Ontology annotation, biological process: regulation of DNA-templated transcription. Lineage: Eukaryota; Viridiplantae; Streptophyta; Magnoliopsida; Solanales; Solanaceae. The record is from RefSeq and is a predicted model, not a curated record.